Molecule: messenger RNA, 2070 nt
Organism: Oenanthe melanoleuca
Lineage: Eukaryota; Metazoa; Chordata; Aves; Passeriformes; Muscicapidae
Gene: DMRTB1
Product: DMRT like family B with proline rich C-terminal 1
Exons: 4
Coding region: 215-1039 (274 amino acids)
Biological process (GO): regulation of transcription by RNA polymerase II; sex differentiation; germ cell development
Cellular component (GO): nucleus
Molecular function (GO): DNA-binding transcription factor activity, RNA polymerase II-specific; RNA polymerase II cis-regulatory region sequence-specific DNA binding
Source: RefSeq, a predicted model, not a curated record
GGCAUCAGCCCCCCGCGGCUGCGCUCGGUCCCGCCCGCACCAAAGGCUGCAGGGGGUGCCGGGGAGGCUGUGCCCUGGAGCCGGGCACGGAGCCCACAAACCCAGGGCAUUCCCCACCCGCCCCUUGGGCGCUUCUGCCCGGGCUGCUCCACCCCAGGCAGCGCCCUGUGCCAUACAAGAGCCCGGGGAAGGAGCCUGGCCGGGGGGCGAUCCCAUGGAGGCGGCCGAGGCCACGGCCAAGGCGCUGCGGGCACCCAAGUGCUCCCGCUGCCGCAACCACGGCUUCGUGGUGCCCGUCAAGGGCCACGCCGGGCACUGCCGCUGGAAGCUGUGCCUGUGCGAGAAGUGCUCGCUCAUCUCCGAGCGGCAGAAGAUCAUGGCAGCGCAGAAGGCGCUGAGGCAGCAGGAGACGGAGCCGCCGGGCCGGGCGGGCGCGGAGCCCGUUCCGUCGGGGGAGGGUCCCGGGGCGGCCCGGCAGGACGGAGCGCCCGAGCCCUGCAGCCACGAGAGGAAGAAGGGCACCCAGCCCGACAGCGGCGGCAAGGGCACGGCAGCCUGGGGGCCACCGCCGCCUCCCUUCAGGGACGACGCUCACCCUGCUUUUCCUCCAGAAUACGCCGUCAACCCAGAAUACCUGGAGAGAGAAAUCCCCAAAGUGUACCCUGGGUGUUCUGGGGUGUAUCCUUACCACCCAUUUUCCCUGGGAUUUGCCAUCAAUGAGUCAAGCAGUGGGGAAGCAGCAUCACCUCCAGGGAUAUCACUUCAGAGAGGAUUCCGACACAUUCCUAGCAGCUAUGUGCCAGGGAGUGCAACCACUGUAUCGGUUCCAGAUGGAGCUGGAGAUUUCCCUCAAGGAUACUACACUCCUCUGCAUCAGUUCAUCCCAUCAAGUUUUCUGACAGGGAUUCAUUACAUCCCAGCUCCAGUUUCACUGAACAUCCUGGCUGAAACAACCAAGGAAGUACAUGCUACUGAAACUGACAGUGAGGAUUCAGGAGUGGUUCAUGAACAUGGCCAAACUCUUUCUUCCCCAGAAUAAACAAGAAGAGACCAAUCUGUGUAUUAUACACAAUAAAUGGGCUGGAGAAGAGCUGAGAGCAGGCAGCACUGUUUUCAUUCCUGAGUGUUAGUUAAUGAGGGUAGAGUGACACUUAAUCACUGAGCAGUCACAACAGCCAGAAGGGGAUUAGUGCCCUGCCUCACUUUAUGAUCAAUGUUUGAGCUACCAGGCUCACAGCUCUGCCUCCCAAGCACUACAAAGCCCAUGUUCCAAAAAGGUUUUCCAGUGGAUGCAACAAAUGAUUAUGACUCCCAAUUUGUUCCUCUGCUGAGGUUACCCAGACCAUGGCCUCUGAGCCAUGUGCAUUCUGCAGCAUUUUCAUGUUCAUGACAGUAGUCAGAAAGAUGUUGUUUUUAUCAGUUUGCUGUAUAGGAAAUCUGGUUCUGAAUGUUACAGAAGAGUUAAGUGAUGUGGAGCCUGAAGACUGUGUGAGAGGAUGUGGAGACAGCCUGGGUGCUGAUGCACUUGGCUGCCUAAGAAGGUGACUGAGCAGGGGAAGGGAAGGGCAUGGCAGGAAUGUGUGGAAAGGCCUGGUGCCUCCACAUUGUUCCUGGGUCCUUUAAGGCACCUUCUGUGUAGAAUGGGGAACAAAGUUAUUUGGAAUCACCUCUUAUCACACAGGCUCCACAUCUGACAUUUUGAAUAUCCUUGAUGCUUUAUACAUGAUUUCAGUGUUGUUUAACUCGUGUCAGCUGAAACUGAGCAGUACUGUUUGUUUCUAAAGGGCUGCUGUAGACAGCUUUACACGUGUGUACUGGAAGUGCACUGUGGCAUAGCCAAGGUGUGGAGAGAUUUGCCCAGGACAAAACACCAGUUACACUAAUAAUUAGUCAAAUCCAUCCAUACAUGAUUGUCAACGAUAAUAUGUCAUUAAAAUGAAAGGUAUAUUCCUCUGCUGUUUUGCCUGGAUUAAUUGGUUUUGUAUCAAGUGGAUCAGUUGUUAAUGUUUGAAUAAUUGGGGUGAGACUUGUAUAAUGAAAAAAGAUACAUUAAACUGUUGUUCUGGUUUG